Dermacentor andersoni is the source of this 4532-nucleotide messenger RNA. RefSeq lists its product as uncharacterized. The record is from RefSeq and is a predicted model, not a curated record. Gene Ontology annotation, molecular function: RNA polymerase II cis-regulatory region sequence-specific DNA binding; DNA-binding transcription factor activity. Gene Ontology annotation, biological process: regulation of transcription by RNA polymerase II. Lineage: Eukaryota; Metazoa; Arthropoda; Arachnida; Ixodida; Ixodidae.
AAUUAAAACGUAAACAAGGAAAUGUAAACCGUUCGGGACGCUGCGGGAAGACUAAUGAGGCGUUAUACCAACCUGCUGGCCCAACCGUGCUGAUGGUGCGUUCCCCAGGUGUUUAAUUCAGCAAAUGCAAGCACGGUGUUUUCAGGUAACACUGCCACCGUGUAGAGCUGCAUAGGAUGGAUCUUGAGGGGGAGGUGACGACACCCAGAAGUGAAAGCAUGGCUGUGACAGUACGAGAGAUGAACAACACGACUACCGCAGCAAGCAACAAGUCUGGUGACGAGCCUGUACGUGACAACCGCUCGUACGAGUGCGAUGUUUGCUUCAUGCGUUUCACCCAGUUUGCCAACAUGCGGAGGCACAAGCUCAGCCACUCUGGCAUCCGCCCUUUCGAGUGCCGCUUGUGCCUUCGGCGUUUUUUCCGCAAGGACCAUCUCGUUGAACACACCGUCCGCAAGCAUUCGAAGCAGCGACCGCUGCGCUGCCCCUUCUGUGCAAAGACGUUUCCCUCUGUGCCCAUGCUCAAAUGUCACCUCUCCAAUGCCCACUCGUCAGGCUACACUCCUCGCAGCAACAUUUGCAACAUAUGCGGUUUUGUUGCCACCUCAGCCGGCGGAGCAAAGAUUCAUUACAUGACCUACCACGUUCGCAGAGCCCUGCGGUCGUCAUCUCCAACAGGAAAUUCACCAGGCCUUGCUUCCUUGCUUUCUUCACCAUACCAGGGUCCAAAUGGUGAAGUCUGCACCUUAGGGCCAAGUACCAUGGCGGCAAUGGAUGUGUACCGUGAGUCCUCCGAGGAUGGUGUGGGUGCCAUAGAGGUGCAUCACAUUGAAGGAGACUACUCAGAAAUAUCACCUCGUAUCACGAGCGUAACAUCUCAGCGCGACUCCGCUGACAAGGCUGGUGAGGAGAACGACGAUGACAGCAUGAUUGUGGUCAAAUCGGAGAUGCAGGAAAACAUCACUGACACACUUACCGCUGACAACGGCGACACCAACAACAACAACACAAAUGCCAGCAACAACAACAAUGCCUCUGCCAGCACUGGCUCUGGAACAGCUGGAGCUGAUGAGAGCAGGGAUUCUCCUCGGGACAACCAGUCCUCUGCCGAAGACCAUGGGUUCAUUACCUCUGAUACAGGAAACUGGACCAUGCCUUCAUCUUCGUCGUCUCAAGAGCACUGCUCCUUGGGGACCAGUGGGCAGUGGAGUGCAACAGCAGUACAUGGAAACCACGACCUUGGUAUAGUCAUCUCGCCUCCUCCGACUGGCGCAUUUGGGUCCACUUCUGUCGGGGAUAAAGCCGACGAGAAACAGAUGCGCAGCACACCAGAAACAUCUACUGCCGAUGGUGACAGUGGCGUUGACAUGCGCUACCCAAGUCCUCUGGCCUGCCAGUAUUGUGAUGUUGUCUUCUACGAUCGCACCCUGUACCUUCUACACCGUGGCGCUCACUCCUUCCGCAAACCAUGGAGGUGCAACCUUUGCGGUCACCAAUGCAAGCACAGGUAUGACUUUGCCAGCCACCUGGUUGCUCACCCGCACAUCUGACAACGCGUGCCGGUUGAUCACUGUGGAGCACCGCCACCUCAAGGAUAAGGAGUGGUUGUGACACAUUGCAUUUGUUUGUCCUUCUUGUUGCAUUAUAUGUGGCGUGUAAGAUGUCGCGAUGCUGUUUGGGCAGUGCGCUGUCGUUUCUGAGAGCUGUAUUUUAUAGAGAAAUGAGGUCUUCUGUUUGUCGACUGCACUUAGUGAGUGGACUGGUGUGAAACGCAAGUCUGGAAACAGCGAUCAACCGGUGAAAAAAAAGCGUGCAUGCCCAAUGUUGUGUUGACUGAUCAUGACUGUAACUUUUUUUCUGUGGGAGUUGGCAGGCUACAGCUGCUCCUAUGGCUGAUGAUCGUGCCUUGCAGUCUAGCAUUUGUCGGAGGAUUGUUGCCUGUUGGUAACUUCAAACGAGUGGAUGCCAUCUCGCAACCAUUCUGAACAUCUCUUCUUUAUCCAGCGUGUGCCUUAUUCAUUGUUGAAACAAAGCAUAAUUGCUGUUUUUACUGCAUGUUUACAAGAGCCACCUGGCUCCUUUCUACUCACACUUUCUUACUCUCCAUGCCCAAGCGUGACCUGUCCCUUUCAUGGGGUACCAUGGUGCAGCAUAAUAAUAAUGGAGGAGCACUAUUGCUCUGCGUGUUAAUUAACAAUUCUAACCUUUCACCAGUCUAUCUAUCAUCUGCAUCACCAAAGUGCCUUGUAUUGCAGGUAAACUGAACUUGUUCUCCCCAUAGUUGGGGUGAAUCUCAGUGUUGACUUUUUCUUCCUCUGCUCAUAACCCCAAGUCCUGUAUAUUUACUCCUGCUUGAGAAUAAGCUAUGCAUUAUAUAUACAUUAUUUGCUCCUGCAUUUGUAAGACACAGGGCUUCAUUCUUUUUCUUUUUUAUAUAGCACAUACACAUGUUACGAGCAUGUUGCUGUAGAGUGAUGGUGUACGAUUCUGAUCGUGUGUGUGUAUGUAUUACAGCAUCAGUAGCACUGUCAAUUUUACUGUUGCAGUUUUCCUUGUUGGAUUGUGUUUAGAGUCAGUGACUGCAUAAUAGGGUCUAAAAUGCCUGAAAUCACUCAUGUGCAGUGUAAUUUGAUUAAUGCAAGGCUCAACAUACAUUUGUGAACCACACAUGGUCUUGGAACAUGAAUAGGACUAAGGCAACUUUUGGUCACAUGUUUUUUGUAUAAAUAAAAGAAUGCAUUUUCUAUGCAUUUUCUAGUUUGCAAAUAACACAGAAUACUAUUUUUGUGGUGCUAUAUAAUCCAGGGACUGUUCCUAGGAAAGCAUUCAAGCAUAAAUGCUCUAUUAUUGUGAACAACUUUUUGUUUGAUGAAAUUCCCUCAGUGAUUUAGGUGAUAAGGGCUGACAGCAGUCAUAAGAUGAUUGCUUGUGUAUCACUUUCUUAAGCCAACAUAUCAUGCCUUAUAUUUGUUUUCUAACUACAGAGGCCUACUAUAGCUGUAUAGAUUUUAUACUAUUGUCCACAUUAGCUGCCAUGGUCAAUAUGCAAGUGCAUAUUAGGCCCCGCCCCCUCCUUUCUUUUUUUUUUUUUGAUGACAACCAAUGUGCCUUAUAACACCAGAGUUGAACAUUCCUAUGCAGAUGCUACUUGCAAUCACAAACCAUUAUGGACACUUCAUCAAAAUUUGUGCGAGCUGCAGAGGUGCUUGAACCUGACCGACUAUCAGGGAUUCAUUUUGUUUUCAUCUACUGUCAAUGCAUUAGCUAUGUUUUUCUUAAUUUGUGAUUGUGGUUUGGUGUGUUGUGUUGAACAAAAUGCUUCUUGCUUGCAGAGAUGGUUGCUGCACUGGCUGUAUAGUCUAUAAAGAUGCCAGCUCUGGUCUCUCUUUUUAUACCGGUGGAUCAAGUCGCCCAUAGCGUGACUUGAGAAAUGCAAUAUGUUGUGUAUUGUGUGUGUUGUCGUGCAAGGUUGAGCAUGCUUUGUGUCCCCCUAGCAGAUUGCUAGCAUUUCAAAAUUUGAGUGUGCAAUAUGGUGUUGGGAUCCUCUUGUCACCGCUUGUGCAGUGUUUAUUUUUUCCUUGUUUUCUUGCAAAUUGUAUGUCUGUUGUUUGUCUUGUGUUGCUUCAGUUAUUAUGAAAGCUUAGCUGUCUAUGGGCACUAAGCCUGUAUUGUUACCGUAUGGAUUAGUACCAGUGGCAGGUGUCAUGCUUUGUUUAGGUGUGAAGUUUGAUACUGAAACUUCAAAACUGCUCUCUUCCGAUGCCUGUGUGCCUUACUCCACAUUCGGAAGCCUCGAAGACUUAUUCUGUUCCUUAUAGGUGUUUCCGCAGUGCCUUGCUGCUUUCACUAUUCCAUUCUGCCUUAAUGAAGGUAUAAGCUGAAACUACAGACUUUCUCGAGGUGUUUUUGUCAUUGCAUUUGUCUCCAAAGAGCAGUGUGCCGAUCGAAGGAAGAUAUAGGUCUGCAUGAUGUAAUUCAACAUAACAUUGUCUUAUACUUUUGUGUUGCAGAAUAUGACAUAAUUAGUACAUAUUUUGUAAGUACAUGUCAUAUUAUGACACAUCAAAAUAUAUGUUUUACUGAAUUACAUUACGGAUACCUACAUCUUUUCUUCAUAUGUGACAAGCUAUGUAUUGGUAGUGAAAUCGAGCAGUGGAAGGUCUCCGGCCUCUGUACUUUGCCUGCUGCAUAUGAAACAAAGGGUAAGUUUGAAACGAAGUAUAGAGGCACAGUGCAGGGUUUGUAAAAGAGAUUACUGUAUCUUGCACAGUUUGGUUUUAAGAUGCACGCAUUAGCCGCAAUGAAAUUUCGUUUUCCUGCAGUGCUUCAAAAAGCUUUUGGAGUCGUGAGUGCACCUCGUACAUCGAAAUGCAUUUGUUCAGUCAAAUUACUACGCACGGUACAGCUCACAGUAAGACUGUUUUGUUUAAUGUGAAAUUAAAAAGGAACUCCUCCACCUCCCUUCCUUUGUUUUCCAACAAGGAAUUGUAACCCAUUUUCUUGGCAUAUAAAGUCUUCAUUUGUACCUUGUG